GUGUGUCCGAUGGCAGGGAUCUCAGCCAGGCUCUGGGAUGGUUGCGUGGCGCUGCUGCUGGUGGCUGCUCUGGGGCUAAGGCAGCGGCCACACACCGAACCUGGUCCCUCUGGCCUGUGGCACGGCUAUGACUGUGGGGUCAAGGGCAUGCAGCUAUGGGCCUUCCCGGGGCCAGGCCAGACAAUCCGCUUCAAGGUGGUAGAUGAAUUUGGGAACCAAUUUGAGGUAAACAACUGCUCUGCCUGCUACCACUGGGUCACCACCAAGCCCCCGGGACACGCGGUCUUCUCUGCUGGUUACAAAGGCUGCCAUGUGCUGGAGAAGGAUGGGCGCUCCCACCUGAGGGUGAUCAUCGAAGCCAUGCUGCCCAGUGGUCGAGUUGAGGCAACAGGAGAUGUCACUCUGAUUUGUCCUAAACCUGGCCACACCUGGACUCCAGACCCACACCUGGCACCACACACAGGCUUCUCCCGCCCCACCCCCCAGGCCUGGUCCCUCCGCCCCAUCCCAGAGCACAGCUUUGUCCAUGCGACCCCUGCCUUGCCAUCCCUCGGACCUGGACCCACCUCCCAUGCCACCCAGGUUCCACCCCAGGGGGGCACCCUGGGACCCUGGGGGGUUGACGAGCCACCAUACUCAGGUGCACCUCUGACUCCAGAGCUGUGCCAGGUGCCCUCAGGGGCCAUCCCCUGUGGAGUGGGAAGAAGUUCAAAGGAAGCCUGCCAGCAGGCUGGCUGCUGCUAUGACAACAGCAGAGAGAUUCCCUGUUACUAUGGCAACACAGCAACUGUCCAGUGCUUCAGAAAUGGCCACUUUGUCCUGGUGGUGUCCCAAGAAACCGCCUUGGCGCAUGGGAUCACGCUGGCCAACAUCCACAUGGCCUAUGCCCCCACAGGCUGCUCCCCCACCCAGGAGACCGGGUCCUUCGUGGUCUUCCGCUUCCCCCUCUCCCACUGUGGGACCACAGUCCAGGUGGCUGGCAACCAGCUUGUCUAUGAGAAUCAGCUGGUGUCUGACAUCGAGGCUUGGACGGGGCCACAGGGCUCCAUCACUCGGGACAGCACCUUCCGGCUUCACAUGCGCUGCAUCUUCAACGCCAGUGAUUUCCUGCCGCUCCAGGCAUCCGUCUUCCCGCCACCCUCUCCAGCCCCUGUGACCCAGUCCGGGCCCCUGCAUCUCCAGCUUCGGAUCGCCAAGGAUGAGACUUUCCGCUCCUUCUAUGAGGAAGGGGACUACCCCCUCGUGAGGCUGCUGCGUGAGCCUCUACCGGUGGAGGUCCGGCUCCUGCACAGGACAGACCCCGGUCUGGUCCUGCUGCUGCACCAGUGCUGGGCCACUCCCGGGGCCAGCCCCUUCCAGCAGCCUCAGUGGCCCAUCCUGUCCGACGGGUGUCCUUUUGAUGGUGACAGCUACAGGACCCAACUGGUAGCCUUGGACGGGGCAGAGCUGUCCUUCCCAUCCCACUACCGGCGCUUCACCGUUGCCACCUUCACCCUCCUGCACCCUGGCUCACAGAGGGCCCUCAGGGGAUGGGUUUACUUCUUCUGCAGCGCCUCUGCCUGCUCCCCUGCGGGGCUGGAGACGUGCCCCACUAUGUGCAGCUCUGGGCCCUCAAGACAGCGACGGUCCUCUGCUGCCCACGGCACUGCUGCUGGGCCCCAGAACCUUGUGAGCUCUCCAGGGCCCGUGGGCUUUGAGGAUUCUUACAGGCAGGAGCCUGCACUGGGGCCCACAGGCUCCCCCAGGAACGUCAACCAGAGGCCUCUCCUCUGGGUGGUCCUUCUGCUGGCGGCUGUUGCCCUGGUCCUAGGGGUCGGUGUUUUCGUGCGCCUGCACCAAGCCAAGCGCGGAAGCUCCAGGAAGGCCACCGAGGGUGAAGGGGCUCAAUAA
Messenger RNA from Lutra lutra (Eurasian river otter), 1890 nucleotides. RefSeq names its product zona pellucida glycoprotein 1 (gene ZP1). The transcript is spliced from 12 exons. Gene Ontology annotation, cellular component: egg coat. The record is from RefSeq and is a predicted model, not a curated record. Lineage: Eukaryota; Metazoa; Chordata; Mammalia; Carnivora; Mustelidae. Bases 10 to 1890 code for a protein of 626 amino acids. Gene Ontology annotation, molecular function: acrosin binding; structural constituent of egg coat. Gene Ontology annotation, biological process: prevention of polyspermy; binding of sperm to zona pellucida.